AUGUGCUAUUUCAUGGGGCAACAUUUCAUGGUUCCACAUAUCAUCGCUGGAACUUUGGUUGUUGACUGGAAUGGCAUAGGAUUCAAAAGUGUCUUUCUGAUAUCCAGUAAGCCCUAUAUCUUCAGCAAUGGGUACCAAAUAUGCUUUGAUGAGGAACCGUCACCUGAUUGCAACCUAGGCUACAUUGUGCCUGAGUGGGUUGAUGAGAAUCCGAGCCUUUCUGAAAUACAAAAUUUGUAUGGUUCUACAAAAAGCCUUCCUAAAACUAUUAUAAUCUUGCCUUUGAAGAUGGAAAAAGAGUCAGUUGUGAAGGAACAACUAUCAAAUUUACAACCUGAGGUCCUUCUUUUUCUUUCUAAAAUUAGGCAAUUAUCUGUGAGGGGAGAUAGCGAAGACUCCAAGUGUAAUACUGGCUGCAAGAUCUCAAUAUCUGGUGAAGACAAUUGCCAAACGAGAAGAAACAUGAAUGCCGAAUCAUACCCUCUGCAUCUUACUGCUCAAGAGGGUGACAAGGGUGAUGAGGAACAAUGCUGUUAUUACAUGUGGAAGCAAAGGUUCCCUGUAAAACAGGAAUGCAUUUCAAAGAAGAGGGCUGAAGUUGAUGAAUGGGUUAUUACUCUGGCUUUUCCCUUUGGAAGGCGGCUGAAUCGUGGUGGGAUGAGAAUGUCUGGUGUGUAUUCCUUUCUUCCUACUGACAUGGAGACUGGUUUCCCAUUUAUAAUCCAGGCUGAUUUCCUUCUAGUUUCUUCAAGGGAGUCGAUACAACUAAAUAACCCAUGGAAUGAAGGAAUUCUUAGCUGUGUACCUUCUGCAUUUACGAAUGCUUUCACUACACUAAUUAAAGGAGCACAUGAGGCACCCUCAUUUUCCAUUCCCUUCUUGUUCAAUUUCAUACCACUGGAGGAAUCUCAUAUCAAGUUGCUAGAUCCUGUGAGACAAUCCAUCAAAGAAAAACUUAUUGCUAAGCGUAUAAUACCAUGUGAAUUAAAGAAUUCACAAAAGAUGUUCUGUAAGCCCAGUGAAAUUAAGAGGCUUGAUCCUGCAUUUUGGCGAGUUCUAAUUAAAGCACAGGAGUCUGGGGUUGAUAUACUUAACCUGCAUUCACAUGGAAGUCAUAUUGUGAAUGCCUACUUGGAUAACGAUGACUAUAAUAAUGUACUAGGAUUUGUGGGAGUGGACUACGUUGAUCCAGCAUGGUAUCCAUCAUUAAUUCAGGGUUCUAAUCUUCCAAAGGGAAUGCCUGAUGAUAUUUAUGUAGAGCUUCUAAAUUUUAUUGCUCAGAAAUGGAACUCUUGUUUUAAGGACAUACCUUUGUUAAGGUUUAUUGAUGCCACUGGCGGCUUAUCUUUGUUAAGUGUAUCACAAGCAACAAAUGGUUAUAAGAAGCUAUGUAUUGCCAACGGUGAUGAGAUCAUCACAUGGCUUAUCAACUGGAACAGGGAGUUUAUAUCUGCCUCAAACCUAUAUUUUAUGCCGCAGACCAUGCAAUUGCUUUUAAGAACGUCAAAAUUAGGAGUAAUGGAUUGGCUCAAGAAUUCUGUGAAGCUGCAGAGUUUAAAUUUUUAUGACUAUGGGUCAAUUGUGAUCAAGUCACUAACUAGUAGCAAGCAUGUCAUAGCCUUCACUCAUUUUCUAUAUCAUUCUCAUAAGUGUAAUUAUGCUAAGGAAUGGUGCAUAAACGCAUUGGUCUCUCGCUUGCCAAUAGUAGAUGAGUAUGGAAAAGUGAUACUUGAAAAGACAGAAGUCCUUGUGCCGGCCAGCAUGGGCAAAUGGAUAACGUUAAUGGGUUCAAAUCCUUGGAGGGCUGAAAAAUAUUUUGUAUUGAGCAGUGAGUAUUUGGCCACUGCCAAUUUUGCAGGAAAUGUUACAUGUGAAGGACAGAUUUUGAAGUUCCUACAACAACAUGUAAAGGCCUCUGAUGUUCCACAAGUUUAUCCUCCAAAUGCAGCUUUCAAAACUGUUUACUCUCCUUUGACAAAAGACAAUGCAUUCUUGUUACUUGAAUGGAUUAGAAAUAUAAGAUCUCGUGGAACUAAUUGUAAGCUGCAGAACUUUUUUAGCAGCAUCAAAACUGGAAGCUGGUUGAAGACAUCAAUUGGUUACAAGCCACCUUCUGAGUCAUUCUUGCCGAGCUCAGGUUGGGGAAGACUACUUCAGGUAGCAUCAACACUUGUUGACAUACCAUUAAUCCAGAAAGAUUUUUAUGAUGAAAAGAUAACAGAGUACACUGAAGAACUUAAAGAGAUUGGAGUUAGAUUUGAUUUUACGGACGCAUCAGAAUAUAUUGGUAGCCAUAUCAGGACUGCAACAGCUAAUUCCACCUUAACCCGAGCAAAAGUCUUUUCGUUGCUCAAUUUGGUCAGAUAUUUGGGAGAGGUAAGCUUGUCCCCUGACUAUCUAAUUCAGAGCACCAAAACUGCAAAAUGGCUAAAAACAUCAGUUGGUUUCAGAUUAGCAUCAGAAUCCAUAUUGCUGCUUGAUUCAGAAUGGACACUUGCAUCGCAUGUCUGUAAUCUCCCCUUCAUUGACACUUCUUUCUAUGGUGAGCAGAUUGCUGAUUACAAGAUUGAGCUGCAGUUAUUUGGUGUUUUAGUUGGAUUCAACAAAAAUUAUCAGAUUGUGGUUGAUAACUUCGAAAUGCCUUCUAGCUCUGUAUCUGCUGAUGCUGCCAUUUUCCUACUUGAUUGCAUACGGAAUGCUUACAUUCCUGAUGAUUUCUUCGGAAAGUUAUCACAGACUAAAUGGUUGAAGACCCAGCUUGGCUAUGAAAAUCCAAGUGAAUCUUUUCUGGCUGUCUUAGAAUGGGAAUGCCUUCUUCAGGUUGUCAGCGGCAUUCCAGUAAUAGAUGAGGCAAUGUAUGGCGGUAGAAUCAGGUCAUAUCAGGCAGAGCUAAAGAAAGUUGGAGUAGCAGUAACCAUAGAUGACUUCUCAAAAGCUAUUGCUCUUCGAUUGAAUCGUCUUUUAGAGGGAAGAUUUAUCACAAACAAAAAUGUUCUUGCAUUGUUAUCAUGUUAUAGGCAAUCUCCAAAAGCUUCGAUCCUAUUCAGUCCAGAGUGGCAACUUAUCUCAGCUAUAUCAAAUCUUCCACUUAUUGACGGUAAUUCUGACUUCUAUGGUUACUCCAAUGAGAUCUAUGAUUUCAAAAAUGAGCUCCAGGCCUUUGGUGUUAUAGUUGAAUUCAAAGAGGGAGCUAAAUUUGUCAUAGACGGUAUUGACCUUCCCAGAAAUCCUUCUGUCAUUAACCCGAAUUGCAUUAAAUCCUUGCUAAAGUGCAUUCGCUAUCUUAAGGAGAAGGAAGAGUCUCUUCCAAAAGAGUUCAAGAAAAAGCUGAAAUGUAGAUGGAUAAAAACAGUCCUUGGCUACAGAUCUCCAGAAGAGAGCAUUCUCUUUGAUCCCAAGUGGAGUUUGCAAAGGAAAGAUGGUCCCUUUAUUGAUGACAUCUUCUAUGGUUCUGAGCUUACAUCUUAUAAAAAUGAGCUUGAAGAAAUUGGUGUAUCUGUGGAUGCCACUCAAGCAUGCCUGUUACUAGCACAUCGUAUUAAGUGUCACUCUGAUAUUACUACAAUUUCUAGAGUGUAUCUGUUCCUGAAUGAACAUAAAUGGGAGGCUAAUGAUAAAGCUGCAGAGUGGAUUUGGAUCCCACGUGGUGGUGGAGAAUGGGUGAGCUCCAACAGGUGCAUGGUAUAUGAUAAUCGUGACCUGUUUGGUUCCCAACUCUUCAUUUUGAAUAAAUACUAUGACACAAAGCUUUUUAAUUUCUUUGCAAGAGUUUUUGGGGUUCGGUUUAGUCCAUGGCUCGAUGACUACUGCAAGCUCUGGUCCUCAUGGGAACUGUCAGUGCACCACCUUACUGUGCAGCAAUGCUCUGCUUUCUGGGUUUUCAUUGCGAAUUACUGGAAUUGCUACACAGGGAAACAACUGCUGGGAAGCAUAUCAAAAUUACCAGUGCAAAGUAAUGAUGGGGUCAUUCUUUCUAAAAAACAAGAUGUAUUCAUUCCUGAUGAUCUCUUGCUGAAGGAAAUGUUUGACAUGGUUUCUGAAACAAUCUUUGUAUGGUAUCCUCCAGUUACCUCUCGUGCACUUUCUAGAGCAAAUAUGAACAAGAUCUAUAACAGCAUUGGUGUUCGAUCAAUUUCUGAGGCUGUAGAAAAGGAUGAGUCGUUCAGGACCACUGGUGCUAGUGUUAGGAAAGUCAAUCAGAAAUCUCUGAUAUUGAACAAUGGAUUGCUGAGGAUUGUGCUUGCUUUUCUUUCCGGUACUUCUCUUGAUAUAAUUGCUAAUGAAAGGCAUCGUCUUGUCAAAUAUUUGCUUGAUUUAGAAGUCUUGGAAAUUGAUGCUCCUGUUACAAUUAGCUAUAAGCUAAAACUAUCUUCUGGAACAAUUUUAGAUUCAAAAGCUACUAAAUUGUUCCAUUGGGAGAAGGAUAAGGCGAAGUUAUUCUUACAAAGAGAUGAAGGUGGAACGAAGCGGAAGAGAGAUGGUGGAACGAGGCAAAAGAGGCACAUAAUUGAAUAUGCAACAAAUUUUGCAAAUGUGAUUGCAAAGGGCUUAUUGUCUGAGAUGCCGGACCAGAUUGCUUCACUUGCCGAGCUUAUUAGUUUUGGUUGCUUGUUGGACUUUGAGGAAGAUGCAGUGAACUACUUAUUGAAGAACAAAAAUCUCCAGUUGUUUCCUGAAGACGAAGAGUUUCUAUCAUCUAUAUCGUCUACAAAGAAUGUGGGAAAGAUUGAAGCUGGUGAAACUGCUACAGUCCGCUUCUAA
Molecule: messenger RNA, 4761 nt
Organism: Zingiber officinale
Lineage: Eukaryota; Viridiplantae; Streptophyta; Magnoliopsida; Zingiberales; Zingiberaceae
Exons: 4
Coding region: 1-4761 (1586 amino acids)
Source: RefSeq, a predicted model, not a curated record